Molecule: messenger RNA, 1802 nt
Organism: Symsagittifera roscoffensis
Lineage: Eukaryota; Metazoa; Xenacoelomorpha; Acoela; Convolutidae
Exons: 4
Coding region: 415-1413 (332 amino acids)
Biological process (GO): protein K6-linked ubiquitination
Cellular component (GO): BRCA1-A complex; BRCA1-BARD1 complex
Molecular function (GO): protein binding; ubiquitin-protein transferase activity
Source: RefSeq, a predicted model, not a curated record
UGUGCAGUUAUAGAAUAUGUAAAUCAUUGUUGGAUUUUCCUUGAUUUAUAUAUAUUUUUUCAAAUAAGCUUGAUGUAAACUGAAAUAUUAUUUUACCGAUGGCUUGUCGAGUCCGGCGACUGAAACCAUAUCGAGACGAUGAUCACGUGACCAACGAACAAUAUGGCGAAGAGAACACAUAUUGCUACCAAGCGAAAGGCGGUUCCUGGGUUUACAUUCCUCAGUUCAUCAACCCAUACCAUAAUUUUCAAUUGAGAAAAGGAGCAAGUAUCGGUGAAUGUAAAACCGCAUUUCGUGACCUGGUUUCAACUCCUAACCGCCAAAAACGCAUGUUAGUUGCAUACUCUUGGCACAUGAUAACGAACGAAGUGCUUUAUUGCAUUGGAGAAAGGACAGUUUGUGACGUGUUCGAUUAUGCAAUUAGUGGUGACACAAAAAAAUCUGAAAGCUGAACUGGCAGAAUACCCAGGUGCACUAGAAUGCACAGAUACUUCUGGAUCUUCGUUGCUGUACAUCGCAGCCCGAAGUGGUUUUUACGACACAUGCGAAUUUCUACUAGAUAAAGGAGCCAAACCCGGAUUCACUUGUGGCUCCUCAGAGAGCACUCCUUUACAUGCGGCCGCCUAUUAUGGCCACGAUUUGGUUUGCAUGCUGCUUAUAUCCAGAGGCGCCAAAGUUGCUGCCAAGAAUAGAUUUGGGAAUACACCCGUUGACGAGGCCAAAACCGAUGAACUUAAACAGAAGUUACUAGAAUUGAAGAAAGGCGAUAUAAUUGCAUCUUUGACUCAGUCCGUACAGAAUGUGAACGCUGAAAAUAUAACUCAUAGGGGAAAAACUGUCGCACGUAUUCUGAGGCUUCAGAAUAUAGAUAUACCCAAGAACUGGCUGCCAGCAUGGCAUGGAACCAAAUACAAUUAUUUGAAUUCGAUUCUGAAAAACGGAUUGCAACCAUCGGGAGCGGUUGUAGAUGGCACGGCAAUCAGACCCCCAAAGGGUCAUUACCAGCUGGGGUCAACUCACUUUGGAGUUAAUAACUGGGCGAGCGCUGUGUUCAUCUCUCCCAGUUUGAUAUACGCAGGCCAUCCGACGUAUUCUGAGCGAGUUGUUCUCGGCGGUACGCAAUGGUGCAUCAUAGUCUGUGUUUUGUGUCGACCGGGUUCGUUUGGAUCUUACCCGAGCACAAUUGUCCGCGAUGACCCUAUUGACGGGGAACCCGAAGACUCGGAAUGGCGAGUUGACAUGGAAGGCGAUGAUCUCAUUUGGAGGAUGGCGCAAGGUUCUACGAGUUCAAGUCUGGUGGUGACAGGGGUUGUUUUCAUCGACCUCAAAUUCUUCGACUCAAUUGGAAGCGACAGAAGUUUGACUUAUCGCGAGGCUUCCAAGUUGGUUCACACUAAUUACUCGCGAAAAUAAACUGCUUAUCUGGAUCGUUAGAUGAAAAGUGACAUGAAGUUGUAAAAUAGUGCUUUUAAGUACUGAGAUUUUUCUAUUCUAUGCUUUAUCAAAUAAUUUGAAUUUAAUUGAACGUUUUAUAUGGAUCCCACUAACUUCAAUUUUAGAUAAUGGGCUCUAAAUUUUAAAAACUUUUCGUUGAAAUAAAUAUGUAGAUUUUUUUGAGCCAAACAAUUCUUGAAACUGAAUGAAAAGAAGUGUAGUUAAACCUACGUGAACAUUCGUUCAUUGUGAUUUCAAAAAGGCUGCUGCUUUACCGAGCUAAAAUAAUUGUGAAAUUUUCUUGAAAUAUUUCUAUCCUUUUCCGAUUCUCUUAGCUAAAUUUAACAUAAUAUUAACUGAGAGGUGCU